AUGUGCGUUGCUGUUCAUGGUUCCAAAUUAGCCUGCUAUAUCGGAACGCAGGGAGUUACGAAGAACCUGCAGGAAAGAGUUGCACCGGAUGGAUAUUUUUGUACGUUCACGGUGGACUCUCCGUGUAAUUUCAAGAGUACUUAUAGAUAUGAGAUGAAGCCCAGCGAUAAACAAAAGGAUUUCUGCGACACUAAACCACCAUUAACGUGCUAUUGUAAUCAAAGGCCUUUCUGUAACGUGGAUUACCGGAGAAUGAAGCAUGUCUGGGACAAAGACGCAGCAAAAGUAUCUAACAGGUCAAUAAGAGUAUGCAUGGAAAAUUUUUUGAACAAAAGAAUACUUCACACUCACAAAGCCGCCAGGUAUCUGUUCUCGCCGCCUGGAAUUCGUUAA
Ostertagia ostertagi is the source of this 393-nucleotide messenger RNA. The record is from the annotation of a GenBank genome assembly. NCBI's taxonomy places the organism in Eukaryota, Metazoa, Nematoda, Chromadorea, Rhabditida, Trichostrongylidae.